Molecule: messenger RNA, 3889 nt
Organism: Cynoglossus semilaevis (tongue sole)
Lineage: Eukaryota; Metazoa; Chordata; Actinopteri; Pleuronectiformes; Cynoglossidae
Gene: hgfb
Product: hepatocyte growth factor b
Exons: 18
Coding region: 164-2290 (708 amino acids)
Biological process (GO): proteolysis
Molecular function (GO): signaling receptor binding; serine-type endopeptidase activity
Source: RefSeq, a predicted model, not a curated record
GGCGGGAGGGAGAGAGUAAGUAGUUUGAGAGAUGCGUUGCAGCGGCGGAAUGUCUUCUGUUUGCUGUCUGUAAUCGCGGAUAUCGUUUCUUCCACUUUCACUGACUCUACGUUGUACGGGUGUUGCAUUUUGUUGAAGUGUUGGAUUCACUACAACUACUACGAUGUGGAUUUACAAGGUCAUAUUCGGACUCUUAGUCAUUUCUUGUGCUGAGGGCAAACGUAAUGCACUCCAGGAUUAUCAGAAAAGGGAUGGACUCAGAUUGAUGAUUGUGUCCCCUGAUCCUUCCCUCGUGACCAAAAGCAGGAAGCUGAGUUUGGCCAAAUGUGCUAAAUCCUGCAGUCGCAACAAGAGGCUUCCCUUCACCUGCAGAGCUUUCCUCUAUGAUCUUAAAAACAAGAGAUGUCAGUGGCUGUCAUUUGAUGUAAACUCACCAGGAGCUCUUAGUCAACCAGACUUUAACUACCACCUCUACCAAAAGACAGAUUAUGUCAAAGAGUGUGUUGUUGGUAUAGGUCAGAGCUACAGAGGUCGAAGGUCAGUGACUGUUUCUGGGAUCCUGUGUCAGCCCUGGGCAUCUCCUAUUCCUCAUGAACACAAAUUCAUGUCCAAGAAGUACAGAAAGAAGGACCUCAGAGAAAACUACUGCCGAAACCCAGACAACUCCACUGGUGGCCCAUGGUGUUUUACCACUGACCCUCGACCUCAUCUUAGACACCAGGAGUGUGGCAUACCACAGUGCUCACAAGUGGAGUGUGUAAACUGUAAUGGAGAAGAUUACAGAGGGCCCAUGGACCACACAGAGACUGGAAAAGAAUGCCAGCGCUGGGACCUGGAUGAACCACAUGUACACCCGUACCACCCUAAAAGAUACCCGGACAAGGGCCUGGAUGAUAACUACUGUAGAAAUCCAGAUGGACGCCAAAAACCCUGGUGUUUCACCACAGACCCAAACACAUCCUGGGAGUACUGCAACAUCAAACUGUGCGAAACACCUUCUAAAAGCAUUAUUCCUGAAACUACUUCAUGUUUUGAGGGCAAAGGGCAAGGUUAUAGGGGGACAAUGGACAUGACGCCCACUGGCCUCACCUGCCAACGCUGGGACACUCAGUAUCCUCAUAACCACACAUUCAUUCCUGAAGCGUACCCCUGCAAGGACCUGAAGGAAAACUACUGUCGAAAUCCUGAUGGCCAGGAUUCCCCUUGGUGCUUUACCAUGGACCCAAGAGUCCGCAUUAUGUUCUGUACAAACAUUCCACAAUGUAGUUCUCAAAUCAAAAAUGCCAAUGACUGUUAUGAAGGCUUUGGGGAAAGUUACCAAGGACAGCAGUCAAAAACAAGGUCAAACCUCCAGUGUGCUCUUUGGACACAUCACAGCAACAGAGGUGAGACAGGCAUGGAGGAAAACUACUGUAGAAAUCCUGACAGUGACAAACAUGGCCCUUGGUGUUAUACCAACAACUCAGCCAUAUCCUGGGACUACUGCUCUGUAAAGCCAUGUGAUCCAUCACAGCAUAUAUUUCCACCUGGUGAACUGUCUUCUGUGGGUUGUUUUGUCCAUAAAAGUACCAGAAUUGUGGGAGGAAGUCCAGUGAGCAUAUCAGAAGGCAGCUGGAUGGUCAGCAUACAAAAGGGGUCAGUACACUGGUGUGGUGGUUCACUUAUACGAGAGGAAUGGGUGCUAACCGACAGUCAGUGCUUCUCCUCAUGUGUUCCAGACCUCAGCGACUACCGGGUGUGGCUGGGAGUCUCUAAUAUAAGAGAGGGAGGUUCUGAGUGGUCCAACAGACAAGAAGUCAGCAUUGCUCAUGUUAUUUGUGGCCCGGAUGGCUCAAGUUUAGCCCUAAUAAGACUUUCAAAGCCUGCACUUCCUUUAGACAAUGUCCGUACGAUACAGCUACCUGUGGCUGGCUGCUCCAUACCAGAAGGAACAACAUGUAACAUGUAUGGAUGGGGUGAAACCAAAGGUACUGGAUAUGAUGGCAUCCUUAAGACAGUUAACCUACCAAUUGUUAAUAAUGACAGGUGCAGAGAGAUGCACAGAGGGUCUUUCCACAUUACCAACAACAAGAUAUGUGCAGGGGGGAGAAGGAAUGAGGGAGUGUGUGAAAGGGAUUAUGGUGGUCCUCUCGUAUGUCAAGAUGGAGAGAUCAAGGUCAUAGUUGGAGUGAGCAUCCAUGGCCGAGGUUGUGCACGGGCAAACCAGCCGGCCAUCUUUAUAAACAUCCCUUUCUACACACAGUGGAUACAUAAAGUUUUCAAACACUAUCCCAGCCCUGAAGGUGUUUAGCCAGGGUAAAAUAAUCAUGUUUGUUUAAAUCCUACAGUAAAAAAAAAAAAAGAUAUACCUGUUUUCCAAAGUUGUUAUAGUUAUGAAAGUGAAUUGGUAUCAUCAACAUAGAGAGGAACAAUUUACAGCAGUGCCCACAAUGAUCCUGUAAAUAGUCAGUGCCCAUUAUGGAAGAGUUAGCGAGAUUAUGGAACAUUUUACAGAAGAAUGGAUGAACUAAUGACGCCUCCAUUAGUAAGACCUGAACAUAGACAUAAAGAAACACAGCAAUUGUAUUUAUGUAUUAUCAUUUUUUUCUUUGUUCCUUCAGUCCUGGGAAUGAUAUGUAUGCAUGUGAAUAUUGUCAAUUCCUGACAUUACUUGAAUGUUGUAAAUUACUGCAAAAGUGCAGUGUUUCAGCAGCUUUACCUGUAGAAUUGACCACUGGGUCGUUGAGAAAACAACCCAGUGGCAGGACAACAUAAUAUGCAAGCUAGGGAAAAUGCGUACGUGAGGUAACGUUGCUGUCACUGUACAUAGUGUUUCUGAGUGUAUCUGUGACACUCAUAAGGUGAUCUGGGUCUUAUAGAUCCAUUACAUGAGAAAAUUAAUUUUAUUGUAGGAACAGUUUUAUCACAUGUCGCAUUAUCCUAACAAUAUUGCAACACCAAAGUAAACUAAAUCUCCAGUAUUGUAAUAUUAAGGGUUCGGUAUUCACCAAAUACAUAUACUUUAUAGAGAAAGAAUGUAGUUUUGUUCAGUUAUUUUUGCUACAUUUUAGAAGCUUUACUUCCUAGAAUACCCUUCACUGAAUAACCCAUUGAAUCAGAUCUGCUGGUAAGAUCCAAGAAGAAGCCAAACCUGCUGUUGACAGGGUUAGCUUAACAUAGCUUUUGGAAAGACUGGCUCUCUAAAUAAAAAAAAUCCAGGAAGAAGUAUCUGGUAGCACCUAGCUUUCAUGCCAUUAAAUGCUACAGUGUGCACAAUGCUCAUACGCCACUAAUCAGUGGUAUACUUUGCAUUUCUGACUUAGGCCUUUGAACAAAUCAACAUCCUAUAAGUUUCAUUAUAUCUAGUCGAAAAGCAUCAAUACAAAUUUUAAAAUCUAUCCACCUUUCUUUUCUUUAGAUUAGAUCAGUUCAAUUAUUCGGUUGUACAGAUUAUCCGUGAGUUGCAUUUCUAACAAGUGCUUUGUAUAUCUCCACCCAUGCUAAUAAUAACAACAGUUCAGUCUUUCCUGUUUUCCUGUAUUUAUGGUCAUAUAUUUUAGUUCACUUAAUGACAAUGUCCACCAGACAGAAGCAGUUUGCUAGAUUCAAGACGGUGUGAUCUUUGACUAUCCAAUCAAAUCAACAAAAAUCACAAAUGCCUGCUAGAAACAAACUCCUUGCCAUACAUUUUAUGCUCCACAUAAAAGCGCCACACUACUGAUCCUGAAGGCCUUACAGCAGAUUUCUUUCACCCUGACAGGCUGGAGGCUGAAAUAUGAUUGAAUGAAAAAAAAAAAAAAAUACAGCAUUCACAACUGGAAGUGGCGCAACCAAGAAAAGCUGAGAAUGAGAAUAAAUGAUGAGAACAGACUAGUCUGUAUUAUUUUAUAAAUAUUCCUGAUAAAUAUAU